This is a messenger RNA of Oldenlandia corymbosa var. corymbosa, 3524 nucleotides long. Lineage: Eukaryota; Viridiplantae; Streptophyta; Magnoliopsida; Gentianales; Rubiaceae. The record is from the annotation of a GenBank genome assembly.
AUGGAGAACAACCCACAGCAGCAGCAAGCGGCGGCGGCCGCGGCGGCGCCACCAGCACCCUUCCCCGGACAGGCACCGUACCAGCACCUCCUCCAGCAACAGCAGCAGCAGCUCCAGAUGUUCUGGAAUUACCAGAGGCAGGAGAUCGAACAGGUGAAUGACUUCAAGAACCACCAGCUCCCAUUGGCUCGAAUCAAGAAAAUCAUGAAGGCCGAUGAGGACGUGCGUAUGAUCUCCGCCGAGGCCCCCAUUCUGUUCGCCAAGGCUUGUGAGCUGUUCAUUCUGGAGCUCACAAUUCGGUCCUGGCUUCACGCCGAGGAGAAUAAGCGGCGGACCCUCCAGAAGAAUGACAUCGCUGCCGCCAUUACACGCACGGACAUUUUCGAUUUCCUGGUUGAUAUUGUCCCGAGGGAUGAGAUCAAGGAGGAGGCUGCCGGAUUGGGAAUGAAUGCCGGAAUUGGUAUGCCCCAAGGAGCGCUUCCGUUGGGACCUGCGGCUAGUGGGGUACCCUAUUACUAUCCUCCCUUGGGCCAUCCCACUGGUCCUCCUCCUGGGGUUAUGAUGGGUAGGCCUGCUGUUGAUCCCGCUGUUUAUCAGCCUCCUCCGCCCUCUCAGGCGUGGCAGUCUGUGUGGCAGACCGCCGCUGCGGAAGAUGGAGCUUAUGGUGGUGCUGGAGGUGCAGGUACUACCAGUGGUGGCCAGGGUAACCUUGAUGGGCAGGGGUAAUAAUUUUGUCUAAACUUUUAAUCUCAAUUCUGGUAAAAAUGUGGGUGAAAUUUCAAGCGUUUUAUUUGCUGUAGAUCGUUUUUUGGUAAUUGUAACUUAGCUUCCUUUUCUGUUGCUUUUUUGUUUUUUGUUUUUUUGGGCAAAGGUUUUAUAACAUUGUUUGUUUGUGAUGCAUUGAUGUCUUCUGAGAGAUUGUCUUCUGAUUGGUUUAUUUAUCUACUACUUCAAAGAAGGGUUUCUGGUCUUCUGCCUUGUGGCUUUUAGAGGUUCCAUGGGUCGGAGAGUACCAAGUCCUAUGGAUAGUUGGGGUUUUAUUGUCUUUCUUGUAUAAUUCUGGGUAUUAAGUAGAAUUUUCAAAUGUUUCCCAAACUGUGAAUUACCAUGUGUCUUUCGUUUGGUGGGAUUGGCAGUGCAUCAUACUAAAUGAAAACAUUAAAAUCAACUUCUCGUAUUCUUAUGUACUUUGCAUAAUUUCUAGUUGAUAGAGAAAGUUUGUUACUGUCAUGGCGAUAUUGCUCUUUUGCUUUUGUCAGAGGUAGAGUAAUAAGAGUCAGAAGAGGUUGUCUUCUCACGUGUGUGAAUUUUUUUUCGAGAAUUUUUCUCAUUUUCUAUCAUAUUCUAAUUGCUUGUGACGAGCUUCAGUCCUUGUAAUUCAAUAAAGUACUGAUGGAAAAGGGAGUUUUUAUAUGUCACAUGUUUUCUUCAUCAUGUUUAUAAAGAACAACUAUUGCCAUGCUUUUCUCUCUCCCUUCUCUGAGCUUGUGGCUUAUUUGCAUUUGUUAGUGUAGGUACAGCAAUAAAAAGGACUUGAUCUGUGCACUUCACUGCCUUGUUAAUUUCUGACCUUUUCACAUUUAAUAUGGAGAGAAGCUUGUUAGGGUCUUCAUUUGUUUAUCCUUCAGUGGUUUGUUUGUUAAGUAGUAUAGCUGGAAUGUAUUCUUUGUUUACCUACAUUAUGUAAUAGCAUGUCUGGCUUAUAUGAAUAUGUUUGAAAAUGUUUGUACCGCCGAUGCAGCUGUGAAAUAGUUGAAUAUUGUUAUCAAAGUGGCUUUCUGCAAAUUUUUACAUUUGUGAAAUCACUAUGUGUAUCUGCUGUUCAGAGAACGGUAAAGCAUUGUAGAAAUUGGUAAACUUGAAUUUCUAUUUCUGGGGCGUUGUCUGAACUUUUUUGCAUAAUGUUGAUAUUGCGACGAGGAUGCUUAAGAUAUACUUUUAGUGUUCUGGACAUCUUGUUUCUCCCCUUCUCCAAAUGUAAAAGUUAUAUUGUCGUCCACAGAAUUCUAGGUGGUAGUGUAACAAGUGUUGGUAUUGGUUGUGCCGUAGGGGUUCUUAAUUCUGUCAGUUGCGUGCAUUCACAUGGCCACCUUUUUCUCUAUGCUGUUGAGCUUAUUUUAUUUUUCUUUUUCCAUAAAAAUUAGCGGGAUAGUGUUUUCCUCUUUCACGGCUGCUGAUAAUUUGCUGGACAGUUAUCUGAAACUACCUACAUUGGGAUUGUUGACAGCUGUCCUACGUUGCAUUUCCAUUUGUUUCUUUCUAGGGUAAAAUUGCUGUUAAGUUCAAAGUUUUAAAGAUGGAAUUACGGCUCUAGGUCGUAGAAUAAAAAAUAAAUAAAAAUAAAAAUGAAAAUAAAGAACUGUCCCACAGUUGGAAUGAUUCAUGUGCAUGCCUAAAUUGGAAGUUGAUAAAAAGUCUGCAGAGGGUUCCUUCUUGAGUAGAAUGAAUUGUAUUGGUCAGGCCAGUGCAUUGAAACUCUCACUUGUGCAGAUAAGGAUCAAACUAUGAUUGCCUAAUCUACACAGCCUUACCAUAUAUUUCUCUGAUGGCCCUUUCCGCAACUUGAACCUGUGAAAACUAAGAACCAUGGCAAUGGCUUUUACUGCUCCGCGAAGGCUUUUCUUCAAAUGGAUUUUUUUUUUUUAAAUGUAUUUGCCUAAAUUAGUAUAUCAAUACAAGUUUGGCUCAUAUCGAUAAGUAUGUUAUAGCAAGUCUGCCUCGUAUCAACAUAUUUGAAAAUGUUGCUUGCAUCGACAGAACUGAUUAUUGAUGAAUUUCAAAUGCAUAUGCUUGGUCUUCAAGAGUUUGUUUAAGUGAUUUGCAAAGAUGGAUUUGGGUUGAGGUAAACCAUUUGUGUAAGAAGGCACUGUAAGAAAUAUUGGAUUGGUUUCGAAAGUAUGUUACUGCAGUUCAGAAACUAUUAGUUAUUCAGUAUGAGGAAUUGCUUAACUGAUUGAUUUAUAGGUCUGUAAGUUUGAUACACUCUUAUGUUUGGCCUUUUGUUUGGUAGAGUAAAAGAGUGAUAGGCACUAGUUACUGCACGUUCAAAGAGAUGUGCAAAUGGUGGUUUGUGUUUUCCUGCAUAUUUGGCAUGAAUGCCUCUUUCUUGCAUGGGCAUGAAUGAGAGAGCUUAACAAUACUAUAUGUGCCUACCUUUCAGAUUCAAACAUUGUAAUUUGACAUCAGAAUAUUGGAUUUUAGGAGUCUACCAACAUGGUUUGUGCUGCUAAUGUGGAGUUUCAUGUAUGAUGUCAAAUUUCAACAUUGUUGGUGCUUUGUAAUGAGCAUAGUAGCUAAAAGUACUAAUUUUAUCUUUGUGACUUGUCGAUAUUGUUAUGUCUUCAAAAUAUCGCUUCUUGAAGAUUGAGGAAAUUGCUCAAUAAGGAUGUCUUUUAAAUUCGUUUCCAGGCAUUAAACAUUAUGUUUAUGGGCCUUACAUUUAAUACAACUUAAAACUCCUUUUUCAGGUGAAUUGUAGAUUUGCAAGUGUAGCAGCCUGAGAUAAAAGCACAAGGCAACGUCGA